AUGCACCAUUUACUAGAGCAAGUUCGGCGUCAUAAAGUCAACAUUGAUGGCAAUGUCUGCACUGUGAUGGUUACGACUAUGGUUGUUGAGGGUUGGCAGCGGAGGCUUGAUCCAGAUUUUGACAUAAUGCAUACCCUACGGACAUUCUUACUCAAAGCUGACUGGGCAAAAUCACUUUCCUACACGAUUGAAGGGCUCAUGGCGCCAUGA
Ilex paraguariensis (yerba mate) is the source of this 210-nucleotide messenger RNA. Lineage: Eukaryota; Viridiplantae; Streptophyta; Magnoliopsida; Aquifoliales; Aquifoliaceae. The record is from the annotation of a GenBank genome assembly.